Entrophospora candida is the source of this 1833-nucleotide messenger RNA. The record is from the annotation of a GenBank genome assembly. NCBI's taxonomy places the organism in Eukaryota, Fungi, Glomeromycota, Glomeromycetes, Entrophosporales, Entrophosporaceae.
AUGGCAAAUUUAAGGCCUCAACCACUUGUUCGUCAAAGAAGUUCAGCAAAUAAAAGAUUAAGCCAAAUAUUUAAUGAUGAGGAUGAUAUUAUCAACCUUACUCCUAAUGAAUCGGCAAGAAAAAGACAGUUUGAUAAAGAUGAGAAAAUAAGAAAGAAAGCUGAACACGAUUUAACUAAAGUCUUAAAAAUGCAAGGAAAGAGGCCUUUUGAAAAACUGUCAAGGUCAGCUGGUUUAAUCGGAAUUUUGAGGCCUUCAGCUCCUAUCACUUUACCGGAAACUACAAUUUUAAUGGAUGCAGCUAAAUUGAUGGCUGUUAAUAGGGUAACAGCAGUUCUUGUUGUUGAUGAAUGUGAUAAAAUAAUGGGAAUUGUUACAGAUAAAGAUAUAACGUUUAGAGUAUGUGCAGAAGGUUUAAAUCCUAAUGCUACAACAUUAUCAAUGGUGAUGACGAGGAAUCCUGAUUGUGUUAAUGAUGCAUCGGAUGCAACUGAAGCUUUAAAUAGGAUGGCGUCAGACCGUAUUAUAGGAUUACUUGAUAUAACGGAAUGUUUAUUUCAUGCACUUGAAAGACUAGAGAAAGCAAAUCAAUCCACCAAGAAUUUAUUUGCUGUUUUAGAAGAACAUGAAACAUUAAACAAUAAAAAUUUUGCUUCAAUGGCUGCAAUCAUUAAAAAGCAUCUUUGCUUUCCAAAAGUACUAUCCGUCGCGGAAGAAAGUAAAGAUCCACCAGAGAUCUCCAUAAAAACAAACGUUGGAGAGGCUGCUAAAAUAAUGAAAGAAUUCCAUCAGACUGCUGCUUUGGUAGUUGAUGAAUGUGGGAAAACUGUUGGAAUUCUUACAUCUAAAGAUAUUGUUACCAGAACAUCAACUGUUAGAGUAAUGACACCUGCACCAGAUAUGAUAUCGACUGAUACUACAAUUUUACAAGCCCUUAAGCAAAUGCAAGAAAAACAUUAUCAACAUUUACCUGUAUACGAUGAAGAAAAUAUAGUGAUUUCAAUUGUAGAUGUUUUAAAACUUACUUAUGCAAUCUUAAAUACUCUAAAGAGUAUGAAUGGUGAACAAGGGGAUAAGACUGAAAAUGGUCCAGUUUGGAAUAAAUUUUGGAAUACAGCAGAUGAUCCAAUUUCAGAUGGUUCAAUAUCCAAUCCGACAGAAAAUGAAAAUUCAUUUCACUCUUCUGAAAUCGUCGAUCUACCAAUUAAAACCAAUGCCUCCUCGACAGUAAUCACGACACCUUACUCAAUAAGUCACAGUAAAUCAACAUCAACAUCGGUAUCAAACCCAGGAAUUAUCACAGCAGCAACAACGGAAUCGAAUUUCACCGCAAGCAGUAAAAACAAAAAAUCAAGUGACGGCAAAUUUGUAUACAAGUGUAAAGACGAGAUGUCAAAACAAUCUCAUCGAUUCACCUCCACUACACAAGAUUUCAAUGAAUUGUGUAACCAAGUCAGAGCAAAAAUGAAUUUUCCAAAAGAUGUGGAAAUUAUCAUAAGUUAUAUCGAUGACGAAAAUGAUAAAAUUACCUUAUCAUCAAAUGAAGAUUUGAUAACUGCCAUGAGGUUAGCGAGAUCACAACGUCAUGCAAUGAUCAGAUUAUAUAUCGAAGCCAAACAAAAUAAUUCUUCAGCGUCUUCAUUUCCUUUCAAUAACAUUAUUAUACCCGACCAUGAUGAUUUUCCUAAUAAGAAUAGAUCUUCUUCAAAUUCUCCUACUAAUACUUUAGUGUCAUCAACAGAGGAAUUGGAAGCUUCUGUAAAGGUUGGAGGUUUUGUUGCCAUCGGUGUAGCUAUUGGUGUUGGAAUAAUGUGGAUUGCUCGUGCAAAAUGA